AUGAGCAAAUUAAUAAAUGGGAAUAUGAUAGAUAACAACGAAAACAAUAACAUUUUGGCAAAUAAUUAAGAUGGUGAUAUUGACUUUUAAGAUUAAGAUGGAGAUUAAAAAGUAGUUAUCGAAGAUGAGUUUAACAAUUAAAAGUAGGAAAGAACAUAACCAAAUGAUCCAUUUUAGACAAAUAAAUCUUCAUAAUAAAUCAAUAACAACUAUUCGUACAUGAGUAAUAGCGAUAAAUAGUUUCUUUCAAGUCAGUAAAAUCUGUAGUAUUAUGAUAAAUAUGAUUACAAUGCAGAUUAAUAACCUCCCUAAAUGAAAAAAAACGUCGUUGAAGCAUAUAACAAGCUAUAAGACUAUGUGUUAGAUAUACACUAGCAAAUCAAUGAGAAGAUGAAGAAAAGCGAAGAAGAAUUCUUGUUUGUAUUCAAAGAAUAAAUGUACACUGUUUCAAAAGAAUUAAAAGCUCUUAAAAAGAAAAUGGAUGAUGAGUUAUUACGCCAAAAAGCCAAUGAUAAAAUGAAUAUCUUAACUGAAGAGAGGGAUUAUUUCAAAGCAGAAGCUCUAAGAUUAGAUAGAACAUGCAAAGAAUAAGAGAGAUAAAUUGAAGAGCUUCAAUUCAAACAAAAAGUUCUUACUGAAGAUAAAAAUUAUUAUGAGGGAUUUGUGAUCGAAACUAAAAAGGAAAAUAAAGCAUUAAAGUCUGAACUUUUACAGUUGUACAAAUUUAGAGCAGCAGAAUAAAAAGACACUUAACAUUAAAUUUAGCAAUAGGUUGGAAAUAUGUAGCAAUAUAAUACACUAAACACGGGUGUAAGUUAGUUGCUUUAAAAUUAGUAGGCAGAUUUUGUUGAUAAUGAAAAUAUAUCAGACACUCGUCCUUUCACAUCCUAGAACCAACGAAAUGAAGAUAUAUUUUUGAGUGAAGUAAAGUAUAAUAUGUCUGGAAAGAAUAAUAAAUUUACUACAGUCCCCACUUAAGUUUCUUCAAAUGUUCAAACUCAAUAAAAUUUUUUCUCCUCUCAAAGAGCUUAAACACAUCAUUCUAAAUCAAGAGUUAAAUUGCUUGAUAACAAUGCUGGGAGUAUACAAGAAUCUAGAUAUUAAACUUAUGGUAGUGUUUAGUAACCUAUGAGUGAAAUUGAAGAACUUCAAUAAGAGGUAGCAUUAUUAAAAGAGAACGAAUAAAAAUAUAUAGAAACUAUCAAAUAAUUGAGAGUAGUUAUAGAUAAAGAAAAGGCUAAUUCUAAAAAAGUGAAAGCUAAUCUUUCAUAAACUUAUUCUUAAAGAUCAGAGCUUGAAUAAAUUUUAUUAGAUUGUAUUCAUGAGACAAAAAAAGAUAUUUAAAGAAGGAGAGCAACUUAAAAAGCAGAAUAAAUUGCUUUGUAGAAUGCAAAUUUAAAAAGGACAUAAUCUACUCUAAAAGGAUAGUUAUAGAUAUUAAAUGACGAAGAGAUUCCUUUCUCCUAAUUCAGCAACAAAGACAAAUUAAAAACAUUAAAACUCUUUAUAAGCAGUGAUAAGUUUUUAGAUUAAAUAUACCAGCUAACUUUUGGCCAUAGCAAAAUACCUAAGGUUGAAAAAGAAAAGCUUCUAUAAGAAACUUAAGAUGACCCUUAAAUAAAGCUAAAAGAUAAAAAUAAGUUUUACCUUUCUGAGAGUUGGAAGUAAGACGCUCAGAGUGCUUCUUAAAUAUUUUAAAAUUUUAAAGGAUUCAAAUAUAGUUUCAAGCCUUAAACUGCUUAAGGAAGUAGGUAGAUCAGCACUAAAAAUUUAACUUCAUCACAUUUUAAUUUUACAGAAAAAACUGGAAAAUCCAUAAAUCUAAUUUAAUCUUUGUAGAUAGACCCUCAGUUAAUUUAGACUCCAUAGAUUACAUAUAAACAUAAGUUGUACAAAGAUGUUAGUAAAGAAUUCUAGCAAAAGGCUUCAGAAAAUAAAAUAUUAAUUGGGAUAUGA
Molecule: messenger RNA, 1956 nt
Organism: Tetrahymena thermophila SB210
Lineage: Eukaryota; Ciliophora; Oligohymenophorea; Hymenostomatida; Tetrahymenidae
Exons: 9
Source: RefSeq, a predicted model, not a curated record